UGACAUCCGUGCAGUAGUAUAAAUUCCUCGCUCCUCAAACUCAACGGCAAUCGAAGGGUUACCAGCGACGAGGACAGGACAUUUGAGAGCUACCACGUUCAGUCAGCGACGAGCUUGUUGAAGUGAAUUAUGGCACGUACCAAGCAGACCGCUCGUAAAUCCACUGGAGGCAAGGCGCCCAGGAAACAGCUCGCCACCAAAGCUGCUAGGAAAAGCGCCCCCUCUACCGGCGGUGUGAAAAAGCCCCACAGAUACAGGCCGGGGACAGUGGCUUUGAGGGAGAUCCGUCGGUACCAGAAGUCCACCGAGCUGCUUAUCCGAAAACUGCCGUUCCAGCGCCUGGUCAGAGAAAUUGCCCAAGAUUUCAAGACCGACCUCCGCUUCCAGAGUGCUGCCAUUGGCGCUCUUCAGGAAGCCAGUGAGGCGUACCUUGUUGGCCUGUUUGAGGACACUAACUUGUGUGCCAUCCAUGCGAAGAGGGUCACAAUCAUGCCCAAGGACAUCCAGCUGGCCAGAAGGAUCAGGGGAGAGCGUGCAUAAUUUGGGGGGAUUUCAA
Messenger RNA from Hypomesus transpacificus, 556 nucleotides. It is a transcript of the gene h3f3d, whose product is annotated as H3 histone, family 3D. Gene Ontology annotation, molecular function: protein heterodimerization activity; DNA binding; structural constituent of chromatin. The transcript has 4 exons. The record is from RefSeq and is a predicted model, not a curated record. Bases 130 to 540 code for a protein of 136 amino acids. Gene Ontology annotation, cellular component: nucleosome. Lineage: Eukaryota; Metazoa; Chordata; Actinopteri; Osmeriformes; Osmeridae.